Messenger RNA from Nymphalis io (European peacock), 4347 nucleotides. RefSeq lists its product as uncharacterized. The record is from RefSeq and is a predicted model, not a curated record. The transcript is spliced from 7 exons. Bases 191 to 1684 code for a protein of 497 amino acids. Lineage: Eukaryota; Metazoa; Arthropoda; Insecta; Lepidoptera; Nymphalidae.
GUUAUAUUGUGUAAAAGUGUGUAGAAUAGAUGAUGACGCAAAAUAUUUUAUUCAUAAUAUAUUUACCUUAGUUAACUUAAUAAAUCUUUAAAUUUUUUAUUAAAUCUAAAGUAAUAAGAAAUUUAUCUUAUUUCAUAUUUAGGACCUAUUUGUUAGUGCUUUAUAAUCCUUUUUUUGAGUUAGAUAUAUCAUGGCUCGUUUCUUUCUGCUGUUUUGUUUAAUGUUUAUUUUUGAGAAAGUAUCGGGAUUGAAAUUAACUAUUGAAAGCGACGGUCCAGCUGUACGUGGCUCUAAUGUAACAUUUACAGCAACUGUAAAAGAUUAUGAGGGAGAGAGUCUCAAAUUCGUCUUCUGGGAUGAUGCACAACCCCAACAUACAGCUGAGUUUAUUGAGUCAGCAAAUACUUCAAAGUGGGUAGUCGAGUAUCAUCGUGACCUGUAUGAGUCUGGAGAUUAUACUGUCAAAGUUAACCUUAUGAAGAGCUUUUAUGGGAUAUGGUAUCUGGUUACAACAUCCAGUACAUCUUUUGAAUUAACAGAUUCAUUAAAUGGUAAUUUAGUACUUAACCAGAACGACAUGGACAGGCCAAAUAAGUUCGUUGCUGUCAACAAAACUGUACAUCAUUAUAUUAAAUUGCCUGAAAAUGAGAUACAAUUUCUUAAGAAAAACGCUUCCACGGUCAUCACAUAUUGGUUCAUCGAUUGUCAAUAUAUAGAUCAAACUGCAGAUUUUUCAUUAAACUAUACGUACCAGGAUGUCAUGAGUGAUCAUUACAUUGAUGCCUUGGUUGUUGCAAAUAACCAACCAUUGCCACCAAUUACCACUACAACCACCACGACGACUACCACUACGACCACAACAACGACAACAACUACUACAACGACCACAACAACAACUCCUAAACCAACAACUGUUGUACCGUCAAGCACGAUACCAUCGACAACGAUCAAAGAUGUGGCAAGUGGAAAUGUUACCCAUAAACUAUAUAAGAGAGCACUCUCAAAUAAAACAAUUAAAAAGAAGAAUGCUAUCAAAGAUUUUAUAUGCCAUAAUUCAAGCAUCGUACCAAUUGGAGAUACCUACACGUAUGGCCAUUAUCAAGAAACAAUCAGUAUCAGAGAAUCCAUAUCAGUGAUAAACAUAACUGGAUUGAACUGGCUUCAGCAUGGAGACUUACUUAAUUUAAAAGUUAAGUAUACAGGGUCUCCACCAUUCGACUAUUGCGCUAUAUACAAGCUGGGACAGUACAAUGUGACAGGAAACGAGACCUGUUCAUACAAUACUAGGACGUCGUCCAAUGCAUUUCCAUUAGUCCAUUACUUCUCUGAUAGCGAUCAGCAUACUGUUGUCGUUGUGAUCGAAAACGAAGUCGGUAAAACAGUUUCGAGGGCAACCAUCAAUAUUUAUAAAGCUUCGGUGCAUGCACAGCUGUCAGUGAUAGUGGUACCGGUGGUAUUCUGUCUGGUUGCUGUUAUUUUGGUAGUCUUCGGUAUCGCGUACUAUCAACAUCGAUCGAGAUAUACCGUUGAAGUGGCCGAUUUUGAUUUCGGACAGCAAGCCAAUCUCGACUACAAAACAUUCACCGAACGCCUCAGAGCCAGUUUCCGAAACGCGUUAAACUUCAGACAACGCGACGACACGGAACCUCUGACGUCAGAUACGAGAUACGACUCAAUGACAUAAGAGUAAGUAUUUUAUAAAUGGUAUUGUACAUAUAAGGGCUAAACUUCAUGUGAAAACUUUUGAGAUUAACCGACCAAUAAACAUUGAUUUGAAAUUUAAAAAAAAAAAACUUUAAUUGUUGAAUUCGAUUUGCCAAAGUUAUAUUUUAUUGUUAUUAUUAUUAAACAACUUUAUUGCACACUCACAAGGAAAAAGGAAAAGACAAACACAAGUAAAAACAAAAGAAAAAGAAAAACAAAAGUUCAAGAGAAGCCAUGCUAUAUAAAUAAUUUUUUUAGUUUUAUUUUUGUUUACAAAAGUGUAUACGUGAUGAAAUUAAAUACUUUGUUUUAUUAGAUGAUUAUAUUAUUCGGAUUUAUAUAACAUUAAUCGAUGAUUAGUCGGUUAAUCCAUUAGAUUCAGGAUUUAAAAAAUAGAUUCACACUUUCCACAUUUGCUCAGAAAUUGACUUAUAUUUGGCACUUCUCAUUAGACGUUCGUUACUUGUUUUUUGUUUGUUAUUUAUAUGAAACAAUCAUUCCAUUUACCACUAUGAAAAUUUAUGUGAUUGCAAUUUGUAAAGAUAAAUUAUUGCACAAUAAAAAGCUUAAUCCAGUAUAUUGCUAUAGUUCCUAACCCUAGGCGCUAGCGUUUUAGAAAUAAUUUCAAAUUGAUACUAAUCAUAUGGUAUUGACUUCAAUAUAUUUCGAUUAAUAACGACAUCGGUAAUUUAAAUAGUUUUUAUUGUAAUUAAAAUACCAGUUAUCAAAGUUAUUAAAAUCGGAAUUGUUGCUUUAGAGUUUAUCAUAUUUUUUUUAUUGUUUUUGUAAUUGUUUUUUAUAGUCAAGAUAAUGCCGCGUUGUUUUUGCAUUCAUAUGUAUGUAAAACAUUAUCGUAUAGUAAUUUUUACUCGGCUUAUUUGAAGAUGAUUUUUUAUAUUUUUUAUUUGAUAUCGUCAUAUAACCUCUUUAGAUAAUUGAAUGCAGUAAUGUUUAUUUAUACUAUCAUGUCAUGUUAUAUUGAGGUUACAUGUAUACGCGAUAUAAUUAAGAAUAAAAGGGUUAUUUUUCAUUAAUAUGAAUGUGUAUGACAUAGCAAGCUAUGGACUAAUUGCGAUUCACCAAUCGAGAAACGGAUCUUUUUAAUCCAAAAUUGCAUAUACUUCACGAUUGCUACAAAUCAUUAAUGAUAUAUAUUUAAUCUUAGCCAUAGACACAAUGGUGGAAUACGAAUUAUGCCACAAGCCACAAGAAAUUGACCAUUAUCGGGAUAUUGACGAAGCAUUCAAUACCUGUCUCUUUUGUGAGGCUGUGUUAACAAUAGCUUUGUCUCUCUUCCACAUUUACAUAUUCAACAUCCCAUAUACUUAACACCGAUUGGAACGUUAAAUUUUUUGUCUAUGAGUAGCAGAGUUCGAUGGUUGUCAAUUGAUUUUGACAGUUCAAUUUUGGUUUUGAUUUUCGAUUGAGUGAAUGACAAUUAGCAAGAACUUGUAUACAAAAUUAUAAUCGUCAUGGUAAAAUAAAAGGCCAAAAUUAGUUUAUAUAAUUCCAAUUUUGUGUAAAGAUAUAGUAUUAUUGGUAAUCUUAUAGGAUUUAAUAUCUGUCCUUGUAAAUGAAAAAAAAAACACUAUUCAUAAGAGAUGCGUUUUGUAAUUUUCAUAAUUAAAUCAAGCUUUAUUGUAGGUAUUAUAUAAAUAAGCUUUAUAUUAUAGACUGAUAUAUGCUGGCAUAUGUACGCGUUAUUAUUAUAUUUUUGUUUAGGUAUGUAACAUUGACAUAGGUUAAAAAACGAGUUAUAAAAAAAAACAUUCUAAUGUGCAACAAACAGACGUGAAAAUUAUAAGUUUUAAUCAUCUGUUGUCAUGUCAAAAUGUAAUUAUAAAUCGAAAUGUUUUAUUAAUAAUUAUCAUUAAAUGAUUAUCUGUGGUUUCAAUUAAAAUUGUAUCGAUACUAUGAACAACACGCAUGUACAUUCAAAUAUAAAUCUUAACUUGAUAUACAUAAAGAUCAAAAUAUGAUUUUACAAAAUAAUAUGUUAUUGUUGUUCACUGUAUUGAUGAAGUAUAAACAAAGUGAUCAGUCAUGUUUUGUGAUAUUAUAGGUUAAAUUAAAUAGAUUUACUUGUAUUUAUAUAUUAGUUCUAGAACAUUAUAUAUAAAUCAUAUUUCUGUAUUUUAGAAGCAAAGUUACUUAUAAUUAUCUUUCCCCUAAAAUACUAUUUAUGAAUUAUCGCAGGUGCCAUUUUAUUGUAAAAUAAAAUAAAAAACAAUAAGAAUGUAUUUCGUUCGAGCUUCGUAAAUAAGUGUAUUUCGUACAAGUGAAGCUUAAGUAAAAAGUCUAUUGAAAUGUACACAAACCGUGUUCAAAUACAAUAAAUAUUUUUUUUUGAAAUUUCUUAACUAGUUUAAAAAAUAAUUUCAACCUUAAUAUAUAUUUAUGUAAUAUGUUGAUAAUAUUAUUGAGUGUAGGUUUUCUAAUUUAAAUCUAGUCGUAACCUUAUGUAUUGUAAAAAUGUAGGUAAAAUUCCUUAUAUAAAUAAUUGAUAUAUAUUAUAAGACGUGUAUUAUCAACAAAACACCUCUGACCCUUUUAUCUUAUAUAUAAAUUGUGAGUUCUAUGCCUCUAAACUACAGAAUGUGUAAUUAAUUUGUAGUUAUAAUAAAGUGUUAAUUGAAAAUAAAA